This is a messenger RNA of Ruditapes philippinarum (Manila clam), 1411 nucleotides long. RefSeq lists its product as uncharacterized. Bases 1 to 1356 code for a protein of 451 amino acids. Gene Ontology annotation, cellular component: endoplasmic reticulum. Gene Ontology annotation, biological process: peptidyl-proline hydroxylation to 4-hydroxy-L-proline. The record is from RefSeq and is a predicted model, not a curated record. Lineage: Eukaryota; Metazoa; Mollusca; Bivalvia; Venerida; Veneridae. Gene Ontology annotation, molecular function: procollagen-proline 4-dioxygenase activity; iron ion binding; L-ascorbic acid binding. The transcript has a single exon.
AUGUUUGGAUACGCAAGACUCUUACUUAUUUUAUUACCAUUGACAUGUCUUUUGAGCACGUGUCAAUCUAAAGAUCACGAGGAAUGCGAUAUCUAUGAUUCUGACGAAACAGACGCAUGCUUUUCACGUGAUCAUAAUUCUGAUGCAUAUCGGGAACAAGAACUUACUUACAUUGAAAUGGAGGACAUUCAUCACCAAUCUUGGUUUUCAAGUAUUUAUUAUACAAUAUUAGACGCGUUCGACUAUUUGAAGGAACAAAUUGUGCAAUCAAAUUUACCAGAACCGACUCAACGCAAGAAGUCGGAGGAGAAUAGAUUGAAGACUGAAAACCUAGAUGAUAUGAUGGUUGCCGCUAGAGAAAUGGCAAAGGAAUUUUUUGCGGGUGAUGAACUAUCUCUGGCAAAAAUAAAUGAUGCAUUUAAGGAAACUAAACUUUCUGAAGAAGAAGAAGCAGACUUAAAGAAAGACAAAGGCGAAUAUGAAUAUCCACCAGUUUACAGAAUAGAUCCUGGACACGUUGGUGAUGUUCAGUAUAUAGACAUAAACGACGGCGUAAAAGCAGAACUCAUCACAAAAGCAAACCGUCCACCUAUAUUUGAAAUACCAAACUUUUUAUCAGAUGAAGAUUGUGAUUAUAUAAUUGAAAGGUCCAGAGAGAAAGGGCUAAAUAAGAGUUCUAUAUUUGGAACCAAGAAUGACACAGAAACCGGGAGCCAUUAUGGAACAUUUCGAGAAAGUUUCUCAUCUUACCUAAGGAAAGACGAUGUCGAAGAAGAGUUUUUUAGUAGAUUACAUGACAGAUUGGCAAAGUUGCUCAGGAUACCCAAGAAAAUUGUGCAAUGGAGUGAAAACCUGUCAAUUGGAAUGUACAAACCCGGGGGACAUUAUCAUGCGCAUCAAGACUCGAAUGAAGCUAGUAGUGAUACUCCCUGCUGUUUUCAGAAAUUGUGUUUUGAUUCCAAUGGAACUAAGACAACUUUUAUAGAGUGUUGUAGAUUAUGCAGAUUUGCGACUGUUUUGUAUUACCUUAAUGACGUUGAAGAGGGUGGCGAAACGGCAUUUCCAUUCGCCGAUCUCUCAUACGGGGAAAUGGUAAAGAAAGGGGAAACUGACUGGGAGAAUCUUACCUCACACUGUCAUUCUGCGUCACUUGUAAUUAAACCAGAAAAAGGGAAGGCACUAUUGUGGUACAACCAUCCUUUGGACAGUAGAGGAUACAUCUCGUCUGUAGAUAAGCGAAGCUAUCAUGGAGGUUGUGAGGUUAUUAAAGGAACUAAAUGGAUAGCCACAAAUUGGAUUUCAACGCCGGCAUAUUCUGAAAGAUUUAUCCCAAGCAUAUUUAGAGAUUUUACUUAAUUAGUGAUACAAAUGAUUCGCUCGUAUAUAAUUGCUUAUACCUAUAGUAAAUUUA